Messenger RNA from Sphenostylis stenocarpa, 1059 nucleotides. Lineage: Eukaryota; Viridiplantae; Streptophyta; Magnoliopsida; Fabales; Fabaceae. The record is from the annotation of a GenBank genome assembly.
AUGGGAGACGUGGACCCUGCUUUCGUCCAAGACCCAGAACACAGGCCAAAGCUCUCCCCCAUCCAAGUCGACGGAAUUCCCAUAGUUGACCUCUCUCCAGUAACCAACCCAACAGUUUCAGAUCCAUCUUCCAUUGAAGGCUUAGUGAAGGAGAUAGGGAGUGCAUGCAAGGAGUGGGGUUUCUUCCAAGUAAUCAACCAUGGGGUGCCCCUCUCUCUAAGGCAAAGGAUUGAGAAAGCUUCAAAAUUGUUCUUUGCUCAGACUCUGGAAGAGAAGAAAAAGGUUAGCAGAGAUGAAACCUCAAUAAUUGGUUACUAUGACACAGAACUCACCAAAAACGUCAGGGACUGGAAAGAAGUCUUUGAUUUUCUAGCCAAAGACCCCACUUUCAUUCCUGUCACUUCUGAUGAACAUGAUGAUCGAGUCACUCACUGGAUUAAUACAUCCCCUGAAUACCCUUCAAACUUUAGGGAUAUAUUAAAAGAGUAUAUUCAAGAGGUGGAAAAGCUGUCCCUUAAGUUGUUGGAGCUUAUAGCUCUGAGCUUAGGUCUUGAGGCAAAGAGGUUUGAAGAAUUUUUCAUCAAAGAUCAAACUAGCUUUAUUCGUCUCAACCACUAUCCUCCAUGCCCUUACCCUCACCUUGCUCUUGGUGUUGGUCGACACAAGGAUGGUGGAGCCUUAACCGUCCUUGCCCAAGAUGAGGUUGGAGGACUUGAGGUGAAACGCAAAACAAAUCAAGAAUGGGUUGGAGUGAAACCUACACCAGAUGCUUACAUAGUCAAUGUUGGAGACAUUAUUCAGGUUUGGAGCAAUGACUUGUAUGAGAGUGUGGAACACAGAGUGAUGGUUAAUUCUGAGAAAGAAAGGUUUUCCAUUCCCUUUUUCUUCAACCCUGCACAUGACACCGAAGUCAAGCCUUUGGAGGAGAUGACAAAUGACCAGAACCCUUCGAAAUAUAGGCCAUACAAAUGGGGCAAGUUUCUUGUUCACAGAAAGGGAAGCAAUUUCAAGAAACAAAAUGUGGACAACAUUCAGAUUUAUCACUAUAACAUAGCAUAA